Messenger RNA from Gracilinanus agilis (Agile Gracile Mouse Opossum), 1475 nucleotides. Its product is annotated as sphingosine-1-phosphate phosphatase 1-like. The coding region runs from base 1 to 567 and encodes 188 amino acids. NCBI's taxonomy places the organism in Eukaryota, Metazoa, Chordata, Mammalia, Didelphimorphia, Didelphidae. The transcript has 2 exons. Gene Ontology annotation, cellular component: endoplasmic reticulum membrane. The record is from RefSeq and is a predicted model, not a curated record. Gene Ontology annotation, biological process: sphingosine metabolic process; phospholipid dephosphorylation. Gene Ontology annotation, molecular function: sphingosine-1-phosphate phosphatase activity.
AUGCAUAGUUUAAUAGACAUUAUUGCUGGAUUUCUGUAUGCAAUUUUUAUCUUAGCCGUUUUCUAUCCAUAUGUGGAACUCAUUGAUAACUUCAACCAAACAUAUAAAUAUUCUCCGCUAAUUAUCAUCAGUUUGCAUUUGGCCCUGGGGAUCUUUUCCUUCACCCUUGACACUUGGAGUACAUCCCGUGGAGACACAGCUCAGAUCCUGGGCAGUGGUGCAGGAAUUGCAUGUGGAUCUCGUAUUGCUCAUAGCAUUGGCCUGGUGUCAGAUCAUCCUCUUGAUACCAUACCAUUAACUGUUCCCUCUAUCACCGUGACUCGUUUUGGAAAAGUCAUAUUACGGAUUCUAAUAGGAAUGGUAUUUCUGCUACUAAUGAGAAUUGUAAUGAAAAAGAUCACCAUCCCAUUGGCCUGUAAAAUCUUUGGUAUAAAAAAUGAUGAUAUUCGAAAAGCAAGACAGUGCAUGGAAAUUGAACUCACUUAUCGUUAUAUAACUUAUGGAAUGGUUGGCUUCUCUAUCACAUUUCUGGUUCCUUGCUUAUUUUUCUUUAUUGGCCUCUCUUGAUGGAGACCCAUCAUUUAUAAGAAAGGAUAGUAGUAUGUGAGAAUAAUUCUGAGGCAAAAGCCAGAUCAAUGCCUUUGCAGGAAUUUUACUUAAAUCAGUAUUUAAGUAAGUUUUAAGCAGACAGUGCUUUUUACCACUGUUAAUCUGGAUAUUGUUUUGGAGAAUGCUGAGCAAUUUCAUCAUGGAGAAAGUUAUGGACUAUCCCUUAAGUACAAUAUUUUGAGGUGUUUUAUUGCUAUUGUAUAAUUUGGGUUACAGAUCUAUAUAUAAUAUAUAUUUAGGCACAUAAUAUGUAUUUAUGCAUCUAAUGUAUAUUAUAUAUGAGUCUUAAUAAACUGUGGGACUGUAUAAAUAAAUACAAAUAAUAUGCAUACAGUUAUGUCUUUGUAUUUGGAUUUAAUGUAGGUAUGUUGUGAAUAGCCUGACCAAAAAAAAUUUCCUUUAUCUCGAAUGUGAGCCAUUUCCUAAUUAUUAGUUAAUGAAAACAGAAUUAGUAUACAAGCCACUUAUCUGUUUAUUGCCUCCUCCUACACCUUUCAUGCUAUACUUGUUAGUCUAAAUUGGAGGAAUUUAAAGGACCAAAUCUUAAGUAAAAUGAACUUUUGCAUUCAAAAAUUUUGGGACUUUUAGUUUUGUGUACAGUGUAAAAUACUUUGGUUUGCAUUCAUUCUAGAUAUAUCUAAAUUGAUUCAGGUACUGUAUUUUAUUGCUUAUUAAGUGUGCCUUUCUGUUGCUGUAUUAAGAGAUGCCAUGUAUACUGUGAUGUAAAAAUCAAACUGAUAACUUUAUCUUCAAUGACUUAUAAUUAAGGAAUUUAAAAAAACUUAUGUUGAGAAAAUUCUGAGGAGUUUAGAACUAAACUGUACUUUCCACAUUAACUUGUAUGUUAAUAAAUUGAAUGAACUAAA